Dendronephthya gigantea is the source of this 766-nucleotide messenger RNA. RefSeq lists its product as uncharacterized. The transcript is spliced from 3 exons. Lineage: Eukaryota; Metazoa; Cnidaria; Anthozoa; Malacalcyonacea; Nephtheidae. The record is from RefSeq and is a predicted model, not a curated record. Bases 3 to 464 code for a protein of 153 amino acids.
AAAUGUUCCAAUACCUUGAAUAUUACACCAAGAAAUGCCUUCCGGCACUUUAUAGCGAACUUGCAAAAUUGGAAAACCUGCUGCAAGGUAAAAGUCGCAGCCAAUGUGGUGGUGAACAGCCUGUUCUUGCGGUGGAAAGUGCUGUGUGUGUGGCAAAAACCUAUUCUACAAGCUCAGUCAAAAGGACCAUUGUCAGAGGAAAGCUUGCCUUGGUUAACGAAGGAAUUAACUUUGCCAUGCAACAAUUAAGGCUUGGAAUCCAAUCUUUCUUGCCAGUUCUCGGUUUACAAUUGUCUGGAUUCCAGGACAUAAUUGAGUCGCACAAUGACAAUACUAAGCAAUCCUAUGAAGAUGUGGAGGAUGAGCUGGAAAGAGAUACAAAUUUUGAUAUGGAUAGUGAAACCGACAGUGACACUGAUAACGACAAUGAGAGUAUCUAUUCCGAAUGGGAGUUUGACACCUAAGAUGGUCGAUACGUCCCUAAUUAUUCGUGCUUGUUGUAAAAUGUUAUAAUUCGUAAAGUUAUUUUCUUCGCUUUAAAUCCUAAAAAGUCGUUAUAUUAUUUAAACACAACUUCUGAAUUCUGUACAAAAUCAACUUUGUUUCGUAAAGUUAAGGGCGUCCUGGAACAAUACCCUUUUGAAGUCGUAUAUUAUAUUUUGACUUAUUAAAAUAUAAUAUCUUUGUCAAGGCAACAAUUUUUUGGCCGUGGAAAUUAUAAACAGAUAUGAGGAUUUACUUAUGUCAAGUUCUAUAUAUAUUGCUA